Thunnus maccoyii (southern bluefin tuna) is the source of this 5057-nucleotide messenger RNA. It is a transcript of the gene spire1b, whose product is annotated as spire-type actin nucleation factor 1b. Lineage: Eukaryota; Metazoa; Chordata; Actinopteri; Scombriformes; Scombridae. Gene Ontology annotation, biological process: establishment of meiotic spindle localization; actin filament network formation; actin filament polymerization. Gene Ontology annotation, cellular component: cell cortex; cytoplasmic vesicle membrane. The transcript is spliced from 18 exons. Gene Ontology annotation, molecular function: actin binding. The record is from RefSeq and is a predicted model, not a curated record. The coding region runs from base 341 to 2863 and encodes 840 amino acids.
GAGAGAGAGAGAGAGAGAGAGAGAGAGAGAGAUCAUGUGAUGAAGGCGUGAGCUUGGCUUUCUGGGUUGUGAUGUCAGACACUCACACACACACGCGCACACACAGAAACACACACACACACACACACACACACUGUACAGGCUUACAAUCACACUGUCUUAUGUUUGCUGGUACCGAAACCUGAACGAGGCAUUAGGCGGGCGGAUAAACAACCUCCGGUGUGCUGCUGUCUGCUGAUCCGGGAGCAGGAGCUGAGCAUCAAUGCCUCCAGGUUACCUCUCACAUAUCGGCCUGGACCUGUUCUCAUCAUCGGGCCUCCUGCGCUGAGAUAAUGAAAGGAUGGCCGAGCAGCGGUGCGGGGACCACGGAGGGCUGACGGAUGCUGCUGCAGCGACUCACCGGGAUGAGCAGCGGCAUCACAGCACCAUGAAUCCCACGGAGGACGCGGGAGCGGAGGACCUGUCUUUGGAGGAGAUACUUAGGCUUUAUAGCCAGCCCAUCAACGAGGAGCAAGCUUGGGCGGUGUGUUACCAGUGCUGCAGGACGCUGGCGAAGGGACACCGGGGCAGGAGGAGCUCCGCCGCCGCCGGAGCUUCAUCAGCCUCGGCUCCUACAAGGAUAUCCGGACCGGCGGAUGUUAGGAUACAAAAGGACGGGUCUGUGAGGGUGCAACACCAGGGCUGUGAAGGUAAAUACAGCCCUUGCACAACAACAGAGGUGAUUGAGUCUCUGGGCAUCAUGAUCUACAAGGCUCUGGACUAUGGGCUGAAGGAGAAUGAGGAGAGGGAGCUCAGCCCUCCCCUGGAGCAACUCAUCGAUCUCAUGACCAACAUGGCCGAAGCUGAGAAGGACGCCUGCCCCGACGAAGGCUACGAGGCCACAGAGGAAGAGGACGAGGCAGAGGAUGACCCUGACAACAUCUGCAGUGUUCAUGGCUACAGAGAUAUCCUCAAGCUGUGUACAGGUCAUCUGCCCAGUCUGUCAGACGCCCCCAGUCACUACCAGGCAGUGUGUCGGGCUCUGUAUACAGAAACCAGAGAGCUACGCACUUUCCUGGAGAAGAUCAAGAGUGCCAAAGAGAACCUCCGUAAGAUGGAGGAAGAGGCGUCAGAGGAGCCUGGUCGAGACCUGAACGAGCUACAGAAUGCUGACUGGGCAGUGAUAAAAGAACUUCUCAGGAACCAUGUUGAGAGGGAUAGAACCACUCCCCUUGAUGAAGCCUCCUUAUUCAGUGUGCACAGAGAGGCUCGAUUCUGGGUUCAGGUGAUGAGGGACCUGCGCGAAGGAGUCAAGCUGAAAAAGGUGCAGGAGCGCCAGUACAACCCUCUGCCCAUCGAGUACCAGCUCACUCCCUAUGAAAUGCUCAUGGACGACAUCAGGUCUAAACGCUACAAACUGCGCAAAGUCAUGGUGAAUGGAGACAUCCCUCCCAGGUUAAAGAAGAGCGCUCAUGAAGUCAUCCUGGAGUUCAUCAGGUCCAGACCACCUCUCAACCCUGUGUCAGCCCGUAAGCUGAAGCCACAGACACAGCCUCCUCCCACGCUGCAUGAGCGCAUCCUGGAGGAAAUCAAAGCAGAGAGGAAACUUCGACCCGUGUCGCCGGAUGUGGUCCGCAGGGGAAGGCUGGGUUUUGGCAAAACUCGCAGUAUGCCACAGGACUUGUUUCGUACAGGAAUAGACGAAUUUAGUCCGUACAUGGGCAGGAGGACGUCCAGCUCUCUGUCUCUGACCAAUGGAUCAGCAUCUCCCAGAGAAGAGCCCUCUGGAUCUCAGUCUGUACCCCAGAGGAAAAGACUUCUGAAGGCUCCCAGCCUCGCAGAGCUGGACAGCUCGGACUCUGAUGAUGAGAUUGUUGGGCGCAGAUCAGCAAGCAACUCCAGUGUGGCUACGUCUUUGAUGGAUGAUACAUCCCCAGAGUCUGCGCUCGGGAAGAAAACUCCCCCACUGUUCCUCCCAAUCUCCUCUACACCCCAGCCAGAGAGGCGUCAGACCUCCCAGAGAAGACACUCCAUUGAGAAGGAAACCCCAACCAAUGUCCGACAGUUUCAGCCACCCUCCAAACAGAGUUCUAAGUCUCUGGAGGAGUUCUGUUUCCCUGUAGAGUGCUUGUCUCUGACGGUGGAGGAGGUGAUGCACAUCCGACAGGUACUGGUUAAGGCAGAGCUGGAGAAGUUCCAGCAGUAUAAAGAUAUCUACAAUGCUAUGAAGAAGGGAAAGCUUUGCUUCUGUUGUCGAACCAAAAGGUUUUCCCUUUUCACCUGGUCCUACAUCUGCCAGUUUUGCAAAAAGCCUGUGUGUUCACAGUGCUGCAAAAAGAUGCGGCUGCCUUCCAAACCCUAUUCCAGCUUGCCCAUUUACUCCAUCGGUUCAACAAACACUCUUCCCAGGGACAGGAUAAAUGCCAUGUCUGCUGUAGGACAGGGACUCUCUGUGGCUGGAGAGCCGAGGCCGUCAGCAGCGGGAGGAGCUGCAGCGUCCCCUUCUUUGAAAGAAGCAACAACAGGAGCAUCUAAAGGAGCUGGAAAAGCUUCCGGAGCAGCAGCAGCUAAAUCAGAGAAAUCCUCCAGCAGCCCACGGCGCCAAAGCAUUCACAAGACCAUGUCCAAGUUUUCGAAGCACGGCUCUUUAAAGUCUCAUGAAGAACUAGAGCUUCCCUCUGAGCUGACGGAGGACUGGGCCACCAUGGAGGUGUGUGUGGACUGCAAGAAGUUCAUCUCUGACAUUAUCGCCUCCAGCAAGCACAGUCUGUCUCUGGCCACCAAGCGGGCUCGCUUAAAACGCAAGACCCAGUCCUUCUACAUGUCCUCCCCUAAAGGAAGGGAGGAGUACCGGCCCUCUGAACGAACAAUCAAGGAGAUCUAAACUGCUUCUCUCUAUCUGUCUCUCUGACUGCUUCCAGCUCCAAUGGCAGAAUUAUAUAAAGACUCAACUCUGGAUAUGAUCUUACUGUACAUGUACUGUAUACUUAAGUCAGAUAAAGCUGUCAGCAUGGCUGAUAUGAACCUCUGUGGUGGACAGUGUGGUUUUUGUUGCUGUGUCCUGAUCAUCAUGUACAGCUCCUCCAGACAACAGCAUAAUGUAGAUCUACCAAUCAUUUUUUUUAUCAUAUCAUAGAUGAUCAUUUAAUCUCUGCUCACAGACUUUUGAAAAAGACAAGAACUGAGCUGAUGACUAAUGACAAUGCCUCAAAAUGGAAUGACUUCCCUCCCCUCUUAUGGCACAACAGCGUGGUCCACCCCAACUCACAUUAAAAUCAAUAAGCACAAGACAGAAGACUGAUGUGUGUUUGACUCCCUCAGGCACUGACACUGCAGGAGACACAAGGCCUGCAGAGAAAUCAUGUUGCGAAGCGUGACAAUAAGAUGUGGAAUAUUAAGCUGUAUGGGUUUUUAAUUUUUUAUUUAGUUUUUUAUACACUUGUCUGUACAGUAAAUGAUUGUUCAAUGAAAAGUCAUCCCCAGUUUGAGGCUUUCCCCCCAUGUUCCCCUUUACCAAGCACACCUGAAGGCAUGCUUCUGUUUUUGUGGGGGGAAUCAGGGGUAAAGUUUCCCAACAUAUAAGUUUUAUCACCACAGAUUACACCACAUUGAGAAAAUCAUCUGUUUUUAUGCAGGUUUAGUGCCAAAUAAUGUCUCAUCUCUUUGUUAGCCCCUUUACCCCCCAAAAGUCUUUUCCCCUGAUGUAUGUUUGCAGCGGUCUUGCAACAAAAUGAUGUAACAAACUGGACUGACCCCUGCUUAUUAUUACUCCUGAAAAUGUGCUUUCAAAUCUUAGGAAUUUCUCUAUAUAGAUUAAAUAUUCAUGUCAAAAUAAGCCACACUAAAAUUUAAAGUUCAUACAUUCUUAAGAAGUCAGCUAAUCUGCUUCAUCAGGACUGUGUGGAUGUGGUUUGAUCAGAUUUGAUUGACAGUGGUCUGUUAACAGUUAUGAUUGGUGCAUGAAAAUACAUGACAUCACAUGUUUCCAGCUGUUUCCAGCCCUGCCCAAUUCAAACCAGUGACAAGAGCACCAGAAAAAAUACAGAAAUCUCUCAUGUGAAAUAACAAAAACUGUAACUUUGACAGAGAAGUUGCGUUCACAUGGAACUGGUUGAGAAAAUAGGUUUUCAGGGCUUUUAAAGCACAAUUUCUAACCAUAUAUUCAUACUAUAUGUUCAUUUACAACCAUUAUUUACUUGCAUCACUCAGAUGUGCACAGAAGCAGGGACGGAAACAUAAUGGCCUGCAACGCUAUGUGUAGGAUAUUUCAGACUUGCCUUUUAAUUUUUGCAUUUUUAAAUGUAAUUUUGAGUUGACAAGUACAUAGUGAACUCUUUGCUUGGAUUUGAAGAUAUUACUUCAAAAGGAGCAAUUAGCAUCAUGUCAAAUAAAUAUUCUAUAGUAUAUUUACUUCGGUUUUUACUACAUUAAGUUCCUGACUUGUGUUUGCAUCGUGUGAAUAAUGAUAAGAAUAAAAUGUCUAAUUUUCAUGUUUUUGUACAGAUGUACAGUUAAAGAAACCCAGGUCACUGUACAGUCAACAACAAAAAGAAACAUACUGUCCUGCUCUGCUGUUCGACACGUACAAUAAGUCAUAAUAUAAUGCCUUUAUGAUUUUCCUUUGUCAUCCAGAGUCUCAUAGGUAAGAAGAAAUACCUGACAUGUGGCCUGGAUAUGUGUUUUAUUGUACAUCACAUUCCUCAUCUUCCUCCCAAGAUGUUUCUGCCUUAAAAAUGCCUUUCAUGGUCACACUCAUAUGUUGAACAGUCAUCUACUGUUACUGUACAUACUUUCUUUCUAAGGGUUUGUUCGUAGAUGAGAUCUGUGUUGCCUCGAUGAUAUAUCGACAGAGACUGCUGUAGAUCUGUGUCUCUGAGAGAAAAUACUAUCCUAGUACAGUGUGUUCAGGUAAUAGUGAAGGGGAGGAGUGGGACGUCCACAGAAGAAACCUCACAGUGUGACAGCAUCAUGCAUGUACUACGGUGUAGCUUUAUACCUUCAGUCAGUAUUACCUUCAAGCUGUAACUCCUUGCAGAGAGUGCGACAAAUGAUGACUACAUCAAUAAACACUGAUGCAA